AUGGCUCAGCUGAAAUAUUACUAUGAUUUGAUGUCGCAGCCUUCAAGAGCUGUGUACAUCUUUCUGAAAGCAAAUAAAAUUCCCUUUCAAGAUAAACCUGUUGCUUUAAGAAAAGGUGAACAUUUCAGUGAAGACUUUAAGAAACUCAACCCCAUGUCUAAAGUUCCAUUUGUUGAUGAUAAUGGUUUCAUUUUGACUGAGAGUGUAGCUAUAUUAAAGUAUUUAUGUAGUAAAUAUAAAGUGAAAGAUCACUGGUAUCCUCAGUCUGAUGUGAAAAAGGUAGCCAGAGUAGACGAAUAUUUGAACUGGCAGCACACAAAUACUAGAUUAAACGCUGCUUUAGUCUUUCAACAUUUGUUAAUACUACCAAAAAUGACAGGCAAAGGUGUGAAUGAGAAUCAACUAAAUAAAUUCAAAAAAGGUGUAAAAGAAACGGUGUCCUCUCUUGACAGAUAUUAUCUGAAUGGAAAACCUUAUCUCUGUGGUGAUGAUAUUUCUAUUGCUGAUAUCUUAGGUGCUUGUGAAUUGAUGCAGCUUAGAGCCGUCCACGAGGAACAUCUAUACACAGAGAACCCUACAGUACUGGCAUGGAUGGGGCGAGUCCGUGAAAAACUUAAUCCUGAAUUCGACUCGGCUCAUAAAUUUAUUGAACGAACCAGAGAUGUAUAUCCUCACAUUAAAGCAAAUUUAUAAAUAUAUAUAUUAUAAACAUUUAUUAAGAAUCAUAUACCCACUGCUAGCUUUCAUUGGUGGCGCCACCAGUUUGCCUGGUAGCGCUAUGGCAACCUCAAGGAUAUAAGAGAGUUCACCCCAGAAAAAUAAAAUAGUUUG
Molecule: messenger RNA, 831 nt
Organism: Lottia gigantea (owl limpet)
Lineage: Eukaryota; Metazoa; Mollusca; Gastropoda; Lottiidae
Exons: 4
Coding region: 1-693 (230 amino acids)
Biological process (GO): glutathione metabolic process
Cellular component (GO): cytoplasm
Molecular function (GO): glutathione transferase activity
Source: RefSeq, a predicted model, not a curated record